AUGUCCGCUCGCCGCGUCUCUGGCUCUUCUGCUGCUGCUGGUGCCUCUCGCCCAACCUUCUCGCCUGGCUGUCUUGUAUCUCGCGAGAUCGAAACUCCUCUUACUGAAGCUAGUGCUCAGAUUCGUCUUGCUACGUCCCGUUUAGACGAUGCUGCUUCUGCCCUGCGCUUGCCCGGUGUUCAAGAUAUGUCGCCUGCUUUUUCUGUCCAUGAGGAUUUGUCCACUGGCCAUUUGGCCUUAGAAGACGCUAUUUCUGCUAUGGAAGUUGCGCUUGCCCACCUCCGCCAGGCGGAGGGUCGGAUGACCGAGGCCUGA
Molecule: messenger RNA, 315 nt
Organism: Aspergillus tanneri
Lineage: Eukaryota; Fungi; Ascomycota; Eurotiomycetes; Eurotiales; Aspergillaceae
Exons: 2
Coding region: 1-315 (104 amino acids)
Source: RefSeq, a predicted model, not a curated record